AUGGAGAUUCACACUGCAUUAACCGAAAUCCCUACUAGCUUGAAGGAGUCCCUCGAUUGGGUUACAGCUAUCAAGAAAUGCGGAGCCGCUACUCUUCUUGCCAAGGCUGUUUACGAUUUUUUAUUGCACUCUUCCCCGGCAGUCGGCGUAGCACCAACUGUUUCUAGUGAGGCUGAGUUAGUUGAUGCUUCUGAUGCCACUAAAGAGGAGGGUAGCCGUCCCAAGAGUCACCUUAUGGGAUCUGAACCGAGAUCUCUUCAUGUGCCCACCAAGUGGUAUGACCCCCUCAUGGUUAAGCUGCACAUUAAGAAACCAAUUCAGACGGAGGUCUUACCCGAGGUGUUCUUAGGCCAUGUAGCCCAGUCUUGCAUCGGCAUUUCUGAUAUGGUCUCACAUAUUAAGAAGAGCGAGACUUACGUUUCGUCAUAUGGACCUACUGCUACCUGGGAGAGAGAUUGUGCAAAAGACCCCUCAGUUUGUGCUCGUAUAUUUGUCUCCAUGGUAGCGCCUACGCACGAGGCUUUCAAAAUCAUCAAAUAUUACUGCACUAACAGUUUACACGACAGCAGCAGCAGAAUAGACGGCACCGGUAUUUUCACUGCGGGGAGUGUAUUUGAAGCUCUAGGAUACCCACUUGAACAGCUUUCCCAUGAAGCGACCUGCGGUACUUUUGAUAAGGUUCGCAAGACUUUCUGGCGUCACUUCAGUCUUAUAUACCACCUUGUCAAGGCUCACUCUUCAGAACCCGAUGCCUUUGAGACAACAGGCUUCAACCCAUACUUGGAGGACGCCCUUAUAACUGCUGCCAUUGCUGGAGCGACUGCAGCUGGAGGCUUCUGA
Molecule: messenger RNA, 840 nt
Organism: Babesia sp. Xinjiang
Lineage: Eukaryota; Apicomplexa; Aconoidasida; Piroplasmida; Babesiidae
Exons: 1
Coding region: 1-840 (279 amino acids)
Source: RefSeq, a predicted model, not a curated record